This is a messenger RNA of Eptesicus fuscus (big brown bat), 1953 nucleotides long. It is a transcript of the gene CCIN, whose product is annotated as calicin. NCBI's taxonomy places the organism in Eukaryota, Metazoa, Chordata, Mammalia, Chiroptera, Vespertilionidae. The transcript has a single exon. Bases 115 to 1881 code for a protein of 588 amino acids. Gene Ontology annotation, molecular function: protein binding. The record is from RefSeq and is a predicted model, not a curated record.
CCUCCCUGACCAGCUGCUCUACAAACAACCAUCAAUUUGAAUCCCAAAGGCCUGAGAAAGUCUGUUCUCCAGUACCUGCUGCUGCUCUUCUGCCUCAGACAGCAAGAAAGCACCAUGAAAUUGGAAUUCACUGAGAAAAACUACAACAGCUUUGUGCUGCAGAACCUGAACAAACAGAGGAAACGCAAAGAGUACUGGGACAUGGCCCUGACUGUGGAUCACCACGUCUUCUUUGCACAUCAAAACGUGCUGGCUGCUGUGUCUCCACUGGUGAAGAGCCUCAUCUCCAGCAACGACAUGAAGACCACCAAUGAGCUCUUUAUCACCAUUGACCCCAACUACCUGAGUCCAACCACCGUGGAGCAGCUCCUGGACUACUUCUACAGUGGCAAGGUGGUGAUCUCAGAGCAGAAUGUGGAGGAACUCCUUCGAGGGGCCCAGUAUUUCAACACUCCACGCCUCCGAAUCCACUGCAGUGACUUUCUGAUUAAGUCCAUCCGUCGAGCCAACUGCUUGCACUACCUCUUCUUGGCCGAGUUGUUUGAGCUCAAAGAGGUAUCAGACUUGGCCUACUCUGGCAUUCGUGACAACUUCCACUACUGGGUUAGUCCUGAGGGCUCCAUGCACUUCAUGCGCUGUCCGCCUAUCAUCUUUGGCCGCCUACUUCGAGAUGAAAACUUGCACGUGCUCAAUGAGGACCAGGCUCUCAGCGCACUCAUCAAUUGGGUGUACUUUCGAAAGGACGAGCGGGAGAAGUAUUUCAAGAAGUUCUUCAUGUACAUCAACCUUAACGCCGUCUCCAACAAGACACUGACAUUUGCCUGCAACAAAUUGAUGGGAAUGGAGAACAGCUCAGCUCACGCCACCAUGAUUGAGAGUGUCCUUGUGGACCGCAAGCAGGAGAAACCAUGCAGCCUGCUGAGCUACCAGCGGAAAGGGGCCCUGCUUGACUCAGUGGUCAUCCUAGGUGGCCAAAAGGCCCAGGGCAAGUUCAAUGAUGGGGUAUUUGCCUAUAUCAUACAGGAGAACCUGUGGUUGAAGCUCUCAGAGAUGCCCUACCGGGCAGCAGCACUUAGCGCCACCUCUGCUGGUCGCUACAUCUACAUCUCUGGUGGCACCACUGAGCAGAUUUCAGGGCUGAAGACAGCCUGGAGGUAUGACAUGGAUGACAACUCCUGGACCAAGUUGCCUGACCUCCCAAUCGGGCUUGUUUUCCACACCAUGGUGACUUGCGGGGGGACAGUGUACUCAGUGGGUGGAAGCAUCGCCCCAAGGCGGUAUGUCUCGAACAUCUAUCGCUAUGAUGAGCGCAAGGAGGCCUGGUACCUGGCAGGAAAGAUGAGCAUUCCGAUGGACGGUACAGCCGUGAUCACCAAGGGCGACCGGAACCUGUACAUCGUCACUGGGCGGUGCUUGGUGAAGGGCUACAUUUCUCGGGUCGGGGUGGUGGACUGCUUUGACACCAACACUGGGGACGUCGUCCAGUGCAUCACCUUCCCCAUCGAGUUCAACCACCGGCCCCUGCUCUCCUUUGAUCAAGACAACAACCUCUGUGUGCACAGCCACCGGCAGAGUGUGGAAAUCAACCUGCAGAAGAUAAAGGCCAACAAGACGACCACCACAGUGCCUCUCUUGCCGAACUGCUGUCCCUUGGAUGUGUCCCAUGCUAUAUGCUCCAUUGGAGACAGCAAAGUCUUUGUAUGUGGGGGCAUCACCACAGCCAGCGACGUCCAGACGAAGGACUACACCAUCAAUCCAAAUGCCUACUUGCUGGACCAAAAGACGGGCGAGUGGAAGAUCGUGGCCCCCCCACCGGAGGCCCUGGACUGUCCUGCCUGCUGUCUAGCCAAGCUACCUUGCAAGAUUCUUCAAAGGAUUUAAACCACUUUCUAAGUGGGAGAAUACGUAAAUGCAUUAUUAUUCGCAAUUUAAUGAGAGAGGGAAAGAAAGGAA